Messenger RNA from Chara braunii, 803 nucleotides. The record is from the annotation of a GenBank genome assembly. NCBI's taxonomy places the organism in Eukaryota, Viridiplantae, Streptophyta, Charophyceae, Charales, Characeae.
CUGUUCAAUUCCAAGCACCACAACACAACGGCCAUGGUGGGAGCUCAUCCAUAACCAAUGGUGCAGGCAAAGGACCAGCCGCGAACAAUUUCUUGGGACCAGGAAAUCAGUCAUAUUUUACGAAAGAGUACAUAGAGAUUCUUGAAGGAAUCAAGAUGGACAAAGUGCUCGAUCAAGCAAAAAGAAGAUGGGAGUCCCGCACAAGAGCAGUGUGAAGAUCGUCGAGCUUUCAGAUGAAGGGAGUCGAUUGGAGGCACGCUCGAAUGAGAAAAGUGACGACAUAAAGGCAUGGGCGACCACCACUCUCGGCAACUCAUUAGGACUAAUCAAUGAGAAACUCGAGGAGGUAGAUAAGAAGUCGAAGAUGUCUGCAGCAGAACGAGAAGAGUUCAAACUACUUAGGCUUGAGAAGCAAAAGGCAGAAAAAGAGAGUAGGGAGUCGAGCACCGAGAAAAGGAAGCGAAUGGCUGCACGAACUCCUGUGGAGAACUCCCCGUCUGCAACGCGGGUUAAAACCGGAUCGCGCGGGAGCAUGAAGACAAGGCCAAAACGCAUUGAGAUUUCUGACGAUGAUGGGACUGCAAGAGUGAAACAGAACUUGGAAACGAGAAUGGAAAGCAAGAGUGAGCUAUCGGACAUCAAGCAGAUGUUAGCGGCCCUACUCCAUGGCAUCGAUGACCCGAAAGGGAAGAGUAAGGGAAGUGUAGGGUCAUAGGACUUGAGUCCUCAACGCAAGUUGCCACGGACGAAGGCGAGCAUGCUGACCUUGUCCGAAACGCAACUAAUGAAGAGGAGUAUGAAGA